AUGGAGGAGCAGCAAAGCCAUGGGUGGAGCCUGUGCCUGGAUGACCCGCCUGCCAAGGACAUCAUUGACUUCCCAUCAGUGCUGCCUGGGGUCCUCUAUGAUGUGAGCCACCAGUGCAGCCUCCAGUACGGGGCCUACUCUGCCUUCUGCGAGGACAUGGAUAAUGUCUGCCACACACUCUGGUGCUCUGUGGGGACCACCUGUCACUCCAAGCUGGAUGCAGCCGUGGACAGCACCCGGUGCGGGGAGAAUAAGUGGUGUCUCAAUGGGGAGUGCGUACCCGUGGGCUUCCAGCCCGAGGCCAUGGAUGGUGGCUAGUCUGGCUGGAGCGCCUGGUCCAUCUGCUCACGGAGCUGUGGCGUGGGCGUACAGAGCGCCGAGCGGCAGUGCACGCAGCCUACGCCCAAAUACAAAGGCAGAUACUGUGUGGGUAAGCGGAAGCGCUUCCGCCUCUGCAACCUGCAGGCCUGCCCCGCUGGCCACCCCUCCUUCCGCCACGUCCAGUGCAGCCACUUUGACGCUAUGCUCUACAAGGGCCAGCUGCACACAUGGGUGCCCAUGGUCAAUGACGUGAACCCCUGUGAGCUGCACUGCCGGCCCGCGAAUGAGUACUUUGCCGAGAAGCUGCGGGACGCCGUGGUUGAUGGCACCCCCUGCUACCAGGUCCGAGCCAGCCGGGACCUCUGCAUCAACGGCAUCUGUAAGGUAACGUGGGGCUGUGACUUUGAGAUUGACUCUGGCGCUAUGGAGGACCGCUGUGGCGUGUGCCACGGCAACGGCUCCACCUGCCACACCGUGAGUGGGACCUUCGAGGAGGCCGAGGGCCUGGGGUAUGUGGACGUGGGGCUGAUCCCAGCCAGCACACGUGAGGUCCGCAUCCAGGAGGUGGCUGAGGCUGCCAACUUCCUGGCACUGCAGAGCGAGGACCCAGAGAAGUACUUCCUCAAUGGUGGCUGGACCAUCCAGUAGAACGGGGACUACCAGGUGGCAGGGACCACCGUCACAUACGCACGCAGGGGCAACUGGGAGAACCUCACGUCCCCGGGUCCCACCAAGGAGCCUGUCUGGAUCCAGCUGCUGUUCCAGGAGAGCAACCCUGGGGUGCACUACGAGUACACCAUCCACAGGGAGGCAGGUGGCCACGGCGAGGUCCCGCCGCCCGAGUUCUCCUGGCACUAUGGGCCCUGGACCAAGUGUACAGUCACCUGCGGCAGAGGUGAGAAGUGGGGCAGGCACAGCCCCACCAGCAGGGGCUUCAUCUCUGGACAGGGACACUGGCUUCAGCUCCCAGCUCACUGCUGGGCCACCAUGGGUUUAGAAGUUUGCUUCUCUGAGCCUCAGUUCCCCAUCUGUGAGAUGAGGCUAGCAACCACCCCAUGCCCCAGGCCCACUGGGAGGGUAAAUGGAUCUCCCCCCAUACCCCUCGGUCUGCCCCCAUACCCCUCGGUCUCCCCCCAAUACCGCUCAGUUACCCUCCGGCCCUCCAGUACCCCCGACGCCCCUCAGUCUUCCUCCCCCGGCUCGCAAAUUGGCUGCUUCGCAGGUGGACCACUUAGGAGCGUCUGCAGAGCCAUUGGGAAGGGUGUGGAUGGUGGGACCGUGUGUCAGCGGCCCCUGGACACACUGGGCCCUGAAGGCUCAGGCAGCGGCUCCUCCAGCCACGAGCUCUUCAACGAGGCUGACUUCAUCCCGCGCCACCUGGCCCCACGCCCUUCACCCGCCUCAUCACCCAAGCCAGGCACCAUGGGCAACGCCAUUGAGGAGGAGGCUCCAGAGCUGGACCUGCCGGGGCCCGUGUUUGUGGACGACUUCUACUACGACUACAAUUUCAUCAGCUUCCACGAGGAUCUGUCCUACAGGCCCUCUGAGGAGCCCAAUCUAGAGCUGGCGGGGACAGGGGAUCGGACGCCCCCACCACACAGCCGUCCUGCUGCGCCCUCCACGGGUAGCCCCGUGCCUGCCACAGAGCCUCCUGCAGCCAAGGAGGAAGGGGCAACGGGACCUUGGUCCCCGAGCCCUUGGCCUAGCCAGGCCGGCCGCUCCCCACCCCCACCCUCAGAGCAGACCCCUGGGAACCCUUUGAUCAAUUUCCUGCCUGAGGAAGACGCCCCCAUAGGGGCCCCAGAUCUUGGGCUCCCCAGCCUGCCCUGGCCCAGGGUUUCCACUGAUGGCCUGCAGACGCCUGCCGCCCCUGAGAGCCAAAAUGAUUUCCCAGUUGGCAAGGACAGCCAGAGCCAGCUGCCCUCUCCAUGGCAGGACAGGACCAAUGAGGUUUUCAAUGAUGAGGAACCCGAGGGCUGCGGAGCACCCCACCUGCCCCCGAGACCCAGCCCCACGCUGCCCACUUUGUACCCGGUCAGCAGCACCCACUCCUCUCCUAGUCCUGACGUGGCGGAGCUGUGGACAGGAGGGACAGUAGCCUGGGAGUCAGCUCUGGAGGGUGGCCUGGGGCCUGUGGAUAGUGAACUGUGGCCCACUGUUGGGGUGGCUUCUCUCCCUCCUCCUCCCAUAGCCCCUCUGCCAGAGAUGAAGGGCAAGGACAGUCCCCUGGAGCCGGGGACUCCCACCUUCCCAACCCCAGGACCAGGCUUAUGGGACCUUCAGACUGUGGCAGCAUGGGGGACCUUCCUCCCCACAACCCUGACUGGCCUCGGGCACACGCCUGAGCCUGCCCUGAACCCAGGACCCAAGGGUCAGCCUGAGUCCCUCAGCCCUGAGGUGCCCCUGAGCUCUAGGCUGCUGUCCAUGCCAGCUUGGGACAGCCCUGCCAACAGCCACAGAGUCCCUGAGACCCAGCCGCUGGCUCCCAGCCUGGCUGAAGCGGGGCCCCCCGUGGACCCGUUGGUUGUCAGGAAUGCCAGCUGACAAGUGGGAAACUGCAGCGAGUGCUCCACCACCUGUGGCCUGGGUGCCCUCUGGAGGCCGGUGCGCUGUAGCUCCAGCCGGGAUGAGGACUGCGACCCCGCUGGCUGGCCCCAGCCUGCCCGCCGCUGCCACCUGUGGCCCUGUGCCACCUGGCACUCAGGCAACUGGAGUAAGUGCUCCCACAGCUGUGGCAGAGGUUCCUCAGUGUGGGACAUGCAGCACGUGGACACAUGGGACCUCCGGCCACUGUGGCCCUUCCAUUGUCAGCCUGGACCUGCCAAGCUGCCUGUGCACUGGCCCUGCGGGGCCCAGCCCUGCCUCAGCUGGUACAUGUCUUCCUGGAGGGAGUGCUCCGAGGCCUGUGGCGGUGGUGAGCAGCAGCGUCUGGUGACCUGCCCAGAGCCAGACCUCUGCGAGGAGGCACUGAGACCCAACACCACCCGGCCCUGCAACACCCACCCCUGCACACAGUGGGUGGUGGGGCCCUGGGGCCAGUGCUCAGGCCCCUGUGGUGGUGGCAUCCAGGGUCACACACUGGUCAAGUGUGUCAACACCCAGACGGGGCUACCCGAGGAAGACAGUGACCAGUGUGGCCACGAGGCCUGGCCUGUGAGCUCCCGGCUAUGUGGCACCGAGGAUUGUGAGCCCGUCGAGCCUCCCCGCUGUGAGCGGGACCGCCUGUCCUUCGGGUUCUGGGAGACACUGCGCCUACUGGGCCGCUGCCAGCUGCCCACCGUCCGCACCCAGUGCUGCCGCUCGUGCUCUCCACCCAGCCACGGCGCCCCCUCCCGAGGCCAUCAGCGGGUCACCCGCCACUGACGGUGCCAGGAUGCACAGACCGACCGACAGACCUCAGUGCCCACCACGGGCUGUGGCGGAGCUCCCGCCCCCUACGCCCUAAUGGUGCUAACCCCCUCUCACUACCCAGCGGCAGGCUGGGGAGCUCCUCCCGCUCGAAAAAGGUAUUUUUUUCUUCUAACAGUUUGUGUAACAUUUAUUAUGAUUUUACAUAAAUGAGCAUCUACCAUUCUAAAGCACAGUGUGACUUCGUCUUGGAUUUGGGGAAUCUUAAAAGUGAGAAACUCUUCCCCCGACCCCUCUGCCCAAAACUCCACCGCUG
Molecule: messenger RNA, 3985 nt
Organism: Gorilla gorilla gorilla (western lowland gorilla)
Lineage: Eukaryota; Metazoa; Chordata; Mammalia; Primates; Hominidae
Product: A disintegrin and metalloproteinase with thrombospondin motifs 7-like
Biological process (GO): proteolysis; extracellular matrix organization
Cellular component (GO): extracellular matrix
Molecular function (GO): metalloendopeptidase activity
Source: RefSeq, a predicted model, not a curated record